AUUGAUAUUACAUGUCUGCUAGCUCUCUUGUUUUCUAAAUCCGCAGUAAUUGUUCCUAACUCCAUUUCUAAUCUGCAGGUUUAUUGAAUGGGUAGGAUGCUGUUGCAGUGGUAGUUAUAUUGAUAAGAACAUUAAGCAUGAACAUGAGGAAGAAGAGGGACAAAAUAUGAGCUCUUUUUGCAGAGAUGAAGACAACAAGCAUCAUAUAAGAACCUUAGCUUGUGAAGCUCUUUCUCGUUUUCCUCUCUUCAUGCCUCUCUAUCCCGGGAUCCAUGGAGAAGUAGUCAUGUCAAAUACUCCCAAAUGGUUGGUUAAUUCUGGUCCAGGAUCUAAACAGGAUAUGUUCAGCACAAGGGUUCUUGUUCCUGUGCGUGAUGGUCUAGUUGAGCUUUUCUCCUUCAUAAUGAAACCGGUUGAUGAAAGCAUGGUUGAUUUGAUCAUAUCGAAUUGUAACACCUUCUUUGAACCCUUCCCUGAGCAAACACUGCCCUUUAAGAUCAUUCAUAGAGCUGAGGAAUCUAUUAGCUGCGGUUUGGUUAUGCACAAGGAAGAGGAUAUUUUGAUGCAAAACACCAUUGUUGAAGUACAAGAUAACAAGAAGAUGGUAAAGGAAAACUUCAAAUCGAAGAAUCUUUAUUCAGAGAGGAAAAGAAGAGAGAGACUUAAUCAGAAUAUCUAUGCUUUAAGAGCCCUAGUCCCCAACGUCACAAAGAUGAACAAAAACGGAACUCUUAGUGAUGCUGUUGAUUACAUCAAGAAACUGCUAGUAGAGAAGCAGAAACUUGAAGAUGAGGUGAGUGGAUUCAACGAGAUAGAAUGCAGAAGGAUCGCUGAAGAAUCUGCAUUAUCUAAUCCACAAGCUGAACAAUUUUCCUCUAGACUCAACAAGAGAGUUAACAACGAGGUGAAUCUUGAAGUUCAUGAGACUGGUGAGCGAGGUUUCUUGAUCCGGGUUGCGCAGGAGCAUAAACGAGAUGGAUUCAAAAGGUUGAUAGAAGCUGUAGACUCUUGUGGACUUGAGAUUAUAGACGUCAACUUCACCAGACUCAAUCUCAGAGUCAUGACCAUUCUCAAUGUCAAGGCGAGCAAAGACGGAACUACACCUGAAAAUCUGAGAGAUUUGCUGCUCAAGAUGAUAAGAAUAACUUAA
Eruca vesicaria subsp. sativa (arugula) is the source of this 1150-nucleotide messenger RNA. NCBI's taxonomy places the organism in Eukaryota, Viridiplantae, Streptophyta, Magnoliopsida, Brassicales, Brassicaceae. The record is from the annotation of a GenBank genome assembly.